Penicillium malachiteum is the source of this 1698-nucleotide messenger RNA. Its product is annotated as P450 monooxygenase. The transcript is spliced from 4 exons. The coding region runs from base 1 to 1698 and encodes 565 amino acids. The record is from RefSeq and is a predicted model, not a curated record. Gene Ontology annotation, molecular function: heme binding; monooxygenase activity; iron ion binding. Lineage: Eukaryota; Fungi; Ascomycota; Eurotiomycetes; Eurotiales; Aspergillaceae.
AUGGGUAUUCUUAGUGAAUUUGAUUCUCCACUCAGCCAAGUUUUGGCCGGCCCGUUUAAGGUCGUCACAAUCACCAACAUUCUUCUCUUAACGAUAGCCUUUGCUAUGCUUCAGUUUUUAUACCAAAUUAUAUACUACAAGCUUUUUCAUCCAUUGAAACGUUAUCCUGGUCCAUUCUGGGCCAGCGUCACUCGACUAUGGCAGGCCUGGCACUUCUUCCAAGGCAGCGAACUGGAUGCACAAUGGCAAGCAGUUAAAAAAUACGGUCCGGUUGUCCGCGUGUCGCCAACAAUGCUCUUGGUUACCGAUAGUACCCUCCUACCCACUCUUUACCAUCGUCGUGAUGUAAAAUCUAAGCUUUAUAUUUCUGAAUAUUUUGAGACACCAGGAAGUAUCUUGAUCAGGGAUCCAACUAAGCAUGCAGGCCAUCGACGCCUAGUCGGUGCCACCUAUUCAUUAUCCAAUAUCAUGAGAAUGGAGCCUUUGCUGGACAAACAUAUCUCAAAAUGGCUUAAUAAGGUCAAGUGCAAGUUUGCUGAAGAUCAAAAGCCUCUUGAUUAUCCUAUGUGGAGCUCUUUCUUAUCUUAUGAUACCAUCACAGAUGUGGCGUUUCGCAAUCCCUUAGGAUUCAUUGACACAGAAUCCGAUGUUGGUGGAUUGAUGAAGGCAUUUCGUGUGGGAUCUGUGGCGUUAGGCCUCGCAGGGCGUCUUCAUACAUUUUUCUCAUGGCUUCCCCAGACAUGGCUAAGAAGAUAUAUUUUGGUACAACCUGAACAGACACAAGGGUUCGGGGUCAUAUUCAAACAAGCCAAAUCAAUUCUCCAUGAGCGUACACAGGCUCUCGCUGAAGGCCGCACAAUCAAGCCUCAGAAAGGUGAUGGAUCCUAUGAUUUUCUCCAGGCUCCCUUGAUUAUAAAAAGUUUUAUGGAUACAUCUACCCCGGAGGGCGAGCUUCUAACAUCUCAAGCCAUCCAAAACGAAGUUUUUGUGAUCUUAGGCGCGGGUACAGAAGGGUUUAGCUCGAUGUCAUCCGCUUUCUUUGCUGAGAUCCUAUCGCGUCCCAUCAUUCUCGAGCGUCUGCUGGCAGAGAUCAAGGCCGCAGUAGAAGCAGGCAAGCUCUCUCAGCCAGUGCCUACUUACACAGAAGUCUCCCAGGGUCUACCAUUCUUUGUAGCUUGUUUUCGUGAAACCAUGCGCAUUCAUCCUACUGGGGCAGCUAUGCUCCCUCGGCAGAUCACUGCGGAUGGUCCGGAACUAAUCCUUAACGGGUUCAAGAUUCCUCCUGGUAUCGAAAUUGGAGCAAAUCCCUGGAUUUGUCAUCGAGAUAAAGCGAUAUAUGGAGAGGAUGCAGAAGAAUUUAACCCGGACCGGUGGCUGGGUGACCCCGCCCAGGUCAAGAUAUUUGAGAAGUACAACCUUGGUUGGGGCUAUGGCUCCCGAGUCUGCCUUGGCAAGCAUUUCGCUUUGAUGAUGUUAUACAAAGCUCCGGUUGCGCUGUUGAUGCAGUUCGAGGCUAGUCUGUGCAGCGAGACGCUUGAUACUCCUAAAUACAGUGUUCGACCCUACGGCGCAACGCUAAAUUGGAAAGAUGUCUGGGUUGACUUGAGGACUCGUGACCCCUGGAUCUCAACGAAUGGGCACAUAACUCACGCUGAAAAGAAUUGUUUAGAGCGUCCUCACCUUGAGAUAGCCACCUGA